AUGAAGACAGCCACAGCCUCGGUUCUGGUGGCUUUCAUCUCCAUAGUGAUGGGCACAGCCUGGGCUCUGUCUUCUCCUGGAGGUAAACCUGGAGCUUGUCCUCUUCUGCCCCCAAAUACUGUUGGAACUUGUGAUAAGAAAUGCUCAGGAGAUAAAUCAUGCCCUGGUGAAAUGAAGUGCUGCAGCAAUGGGUGUGGUCAUGUCUGCAUGAGGCCUGUCUUCAAACUUCACCAAGGCAACUACAGAAGAAAGAGUUUAUUGGGGGCUUACAGUUUCAGUGAGUCUUGA
Messenger RNA from Onychomys torridus (southern grasshopper mouse), 288 nucleotides. Its product is annotated as WAP four-disulfide core domain protein 18-like. NCBI's taxonomy places the organism in Eukaryota, Metazoa, Chordata, Mammalia, Rodentia, Cricetidae. Gene Ontology annotation, molecular function: peptidase inhibitor activity. The transcript is spliced from 3 exons. The record is from RefSeq and is a predicted model, not a curated record. The coding region runs from base 1 to 288 and encodes 95 amino acids. Gene Ontology annotation, cellular component: extracellular region. Gene Ontology annotation, biological process: innate immune response; antibacterial humoral response.